Molecule: messenger RNA, 1461 nt
Organism: Nestor notabilis (Kea)
Lineage: Eukaryota; Metazoa; Chordata; Aves; Psittaciformes; Psittacidae
Gene: ERRFI1
Product: ERBB receptor feedback inhibitor 1
Exons: 3
Coding region: 79-1461 (460 amino acids)
Biological process (GO): regulation of keratinocyte differentiation; negative regulation of epidermal growth factor receptor signaling pathway
Cellular component (GO): extrinsic component of cytoplasmic side of plasma membrane
Source: RefSeq, a predicted model, not a curated record
GAAGGAAAACUCCAGGAAACCUGUCACGGACUGAAUUUCUAGGGUUGUGAGACAUCCAUCACCAGAGAGCAGUGCACAAUGUCAACUGCAGGAGUUGCUGCUCAGGAGAUGAGAGUCCCAUUAAAAACCGGAUUUCUUCACACUAGUCAAGGCAUGGGGAGUCUGAAAACCUGCUGGGGUAGCCACAGUGGAUUUGAAAAUACUUUCUUUAAUGUGGACCCUAUAGCAGUGGCGUAUAACUUGAAUCCAUCAACAGAGCAACAUUUACCAUCCAUUGGGCACUCUUCCAACCAUGUUUCUGUGAAUGACCACAGCUUUGCCGAAACUUGCACCCAAGUCCCAUCUCAGAAAUCCAGUCCACCUCCUUUAAGUCCCAAAACUGAACAGCCCAUUUCAAGAUAUGAAGACCAUCUCGUUCCUGGCUUUAGUAAACUGUCAUUAACCAUGGGCUGUGUUUCUGAAGAAACACCUCCUCACAUGCCAAUAAAACAUGGGCCAAUUCAAUUCCUGUCUACAUCUUCCAGUGACCGGAGCUCCAGGCCACUGCCCCCUCUGCCUAUUUCUGAAGACCCUACUCCAGAUGAGGUUGACAAGGAGGUGGAAUUCCUCACUAGCUCAGAUACUGACUUUUUGUUAGAAGAUUAUGAACUUCCUCCUUUUAAAUCCAGUGCUCCAAGCCGGCGGAGCUUUAGGGGCUGUGGACAAAUCAACUAUGCGUAUUUUGAUACUCCAACAGGACCAAAACCAGAAGAUGCCAACCCCACACAAAGCCUAAGUGGAUAUAUAUCCAGUAUUUAUCCUCCUCCACAGCAGCUGCAUCGACGUUUGCGAAGGUCCCAUUCUGGGCCAGCUGGAUCUCUUAAUAAACCAGUCGUAAGACUAUCUGGACAUUUAAACAGGUCUUCUCCAAACUCUGAUGAAGAUAAACCAGAGAUUCCACCACGGGUUCCCAUACCUCCAAGGGCUCUCAAACCGGAUUACAGAAGGUGGUCAGCAGAAGUUGCUUCUAGUGCAUACAGCGAUGAAGACAGGCCUCCAAAAGUGCCCCCCAGAGAACCUUUGUCACGCAGCAAUUCCCGUACGCCAAGUCCCAAAAGCUUGCCAUCAUACCUCAAUGGGGUUAUGCCCCCCACCCAGAGCUUUGCACCUGAUCCUAAGUAUGUCAGCAGCAAAGCUCUACAAAGACAAAAUAGUGAAGGAUCUUCCAAUCUUCCGAUCAUUGAAAAUGGUAAGAAGGCCAGUUCAACGCACUACUACCUGCUGCCCGAGAGGCCUCCCUAUUUGGACAAGUAUGAGAAAUUCUUCAGAGAGGCAGAAGAAAGUAGCUCUAGCCCAGAGGUUCAGUCGUGGUCUGACGACUGCACAGCCACCUCAGCCCCAGCAAAACUGGACUCAAAGCCUAGAGUGGACAUAGCUGGUCACCUGAAACGAAAACAUCUGUCUUACGUGGUUUCUCCAUAG